Eruca vesicaria subsp. sativa (arugula) is the source of this 2828-nucleotide messenger RNA. The record is from the annotation of a GenBank genome assembly. Lineage: Eukaryota; Viridiplantae; Streptophyta; Magnoliopsida; Brassicales; Brassicaceae.
GGAAAAUAAAAUAGAAAGCGUUUAGAAAGAAAAGAAGAACAAAAAACUGUGAGAAGAGAAGCACGGCACGGGAAAGGAACGUGAGCGGAGGCAAUGGAGGACGGCGAGAUCGAGGAAGGAAUGGUAACGGCCGACGAAUACCCAACGUCGGAAGUCGCGACGGAGUCUAUAGAACCGCCUAGAGAACCGGUGAAAUCUCCACUGGAGUUGCUCCGAGAGAGCAAAACCUCAGUAGAAGAAAUCGUAGCGAAGAUGCUAUCAAUCAAACAAGAAGGAAACAACAACAACAAAUCCGAUAUUCGAGAACUCCUCACUCUCAUGUUCCUCAACUUCGUCAAUCUCCGUCAGGCGAAUCGGGCGAUUCUGACGGAGGAAGACAAAGUGAAGGCAGAGACGGAACGAGCAAAAGGACCAGUGGAUUUCACGACGCUUCAAUUGCACAAUCUUAUGUACGAGAAGAGCCAUUACGUUAAAGCUAUUAAGGCUUGCAGAGACUUCAAAUCCAAGUAUCCAGACAUUGAUCUCGUAUCAGAAGAAGCUUUCUUUCAUGACGCUCCUGAAGUUAUUAAAGAUCAAUUGUUACCAACUGAUAGUUCUCGUGUUUUAAUGCCCAAAAGACUCAGUUUUGAGCUUCAUCAGAGGAAAGAAUUGUGUAAGCAUCGAGCGAGAUUGGAGCAAAAGAAGAAGAGUUUACUAGAAACAAUUGCGGAGCGUAAGAAGUUUCUGUCAAGUCUUCCUAUACACCUCAAGACUCUGAAGAAAGCAUCUCUUCCAGUACAGAACCAGUUGGGUAUACAGCACACUAAGAAACUGAAGCAGCAUAGUUUAGCUGAGCUGCUUCCUCCUCCGCUUUAUGUUAUUUACUCACAGCUUUUGGCUCAAAAGGAAGCUUUUCAAGAGAGGAUCGAUUUGGAGCUAGUUGGGAGCCUUAAGGAUGCUCAAGCUUAUGCCAGACAGCAAUCCAAAAAGGACUCUGGUGGGUCGAGUAAUACAGAGAGUUCUAGGUUGGAGGAUGAUGGACCUGAUGAUGAUGAUGAUGGACAAAGAAGAAGAAAGAGGCCUAAGAAGGUUACUAGCAAAGAAGGAUCUGACAAGGCAGGAUUAUACCAAGUUCACCCUCUCAAAGUUUUCCUUCACGUAUAUGAUGAUGAGACUCCUGAUAACAAGUCCCUUAAGCUUGUUGUUCUCAAGUUUGAGUACUUUCUGAAGCUGAAUGUUGUAUGUGUUGGCGCUGAAGGCUCUCCAGAUGGACCGGAGAAAAAUAUAUUCUGUAACUUAUUCCCAGAUGACGCUGGACAUGAGCCACCUCACCAGUCGACCAAGCUCAUUCUUGGUGAUGGUCAAGCGUUUGAUGAGAACAGAAUUUCAAGGCCUUAUAAAUGGGUUCAACAUUUGGCGGGGAUUGAUAUCUUACCGGAAGUGUCUCCGAUUUUAUUUGGCCAAGAUACUUCUAACAUUGACUUUGCUAAAAGUGAUGCGUCUGUACCUGAUCUCUCACUCUAUCGCCAGCAGCAUAGGGUGGAAACAAUUCUGCAGAGAAUACGCUUGCGGAAAAAAGCGCACCUGGCUCUUGCGGAGCAGCUUGAUAUGCUUAUGAAGCACGAUUUGCCUGCUGUGAACUGCGAAGAAGCUCCAUGGGCAUUGCAUAAAGUUCUGUGUGCUUUGGAUUCCUGGUUACAGAUUCGAUCUUCAUCUAGUAAGUCGUGCUCUGUUACUCUGAACAGUGUAGAACAAGUUCCAGAACCUAUGGAAAUCGAUGGGGAUAGAAGAUCUCUUUCUGGUAAGGAAGAUGUUGAAAGUAUUCGGGAAGACGGAGAACUUCCUUCUUUGGUCACAGCUGCGGCUUUGAUAACCAGCUCUGAUCAAACACCAUCAAAAGUAUCUAGUGUAGCAAGAUCUAGGCAGUUGGCUUUGAUGACAAAGAACCUGGAUUCUCCAAUUAGCAAAGGGAAGUCACCGAGUUUCAAAAAAUACGAAGAUGAUUUGGAUCUUGUUUUGGAUGAUGAUAGUGAAGUAGAUGAGCCAGCUGGAAAAACCGAAGCGAAUGUGGAAGCCUUAGGCCCUGUGAAAGCUGAUAAUUCAUGGGUAGAGUAUGGUGCGAGAGAGUUUGCACUUGUGUUCUCCAGGAAAACAGAUGAUAAAAGGUUGUGGAAGUUAGAAGCAACGGUCCAGAUUAGCAUGGAGUAUCCUCUUAGACCUCCUUUCUUUUCUCUGUCUCUCCAUACUUCUUCUGGAAAUGACAACGGGACAAGUGAAAGUGAUCAUUACAAUGAAUUACGAGCUAUGGAAGCAGAGGUGAACCUUCAUAUGUUGAAGAUUGUACCUUCAGAUCAAGAAAAUUAUCUCCUAUCUCAUCAAAUCAGAUGCUUGGCAAUGUUGUUCGACUAUUACAUGGAUGACCCAUCUCUGGGUUCCAAAAGAGGAACAGCCACAAGUGUGGUUGAUGUCGGUUUGUGCAAGCCUGUAGACGGUAAGCUUCUUGUGAGAUCAUUCAGAGGCAGAGAUCACCGGAAAAUGAUCUCAUGGAAGGAUAGAGGAUGUGCCUCGGGUUAUCCAUGUUAGAGAUUACUCCGUCACUCAUUUCUCUAUAUUAUGUUUCCCUUUUGUUACAUUCAAAGAUUUUUUAAGAUAACAAUUUUUGCACUGCCCGGUUCCUCAUUUUAAUAACAGUUGGAUCACAGAAUCCUUAUCAUUACUUUGGGGAACAUGAACAAGAUAUAGUGGUGUAUGUUUUCAAGUCACUGACUGAUGUGAUCCGAAUGUGGUAAACGUGAAGAGACUUUCACACUGGUUGUAUGCAUUGCUGUGUAUUCAGCUGAAAGGUUUGC